Messenger RNA from Mycena indigotica, 1224 nucleotides. RefSeq lists its product as uncharacterized. The record is from RefSeq and is a predicted model, not a curated record. The transcript has a single exon. Lineage: Eukaryota; Fungi; Basidiomycota; Agaricomycetes; Agaricales; Mycenaceae. The coding region runs from base 1 to 1224 and encodes 407 amino acids.
AUGAAAACGCCCAGUACAUCACUCAGUACGAGCGAGACCUCUACCCUCCCCCCGCUUUCGCACAAUCCCUACGGAAACUUGCCGGUCAAACCGCAGCCGUUUACUCGUCGUCUCCCUCAACCCACUCCAGCGGACAAGCUCGAGCCUCCGCCUUUGCUACAGGAGGCGAAGUCCCGCAGUCGCAGCAAGUCUCGCCAUCGUGACGAGCCUUCAGCUACGGAAGGUCGAUCCAAGUCACGCUCGCGAGACGGACGACAUGACCAGUCUGGUGGUCAUCGCUCCAGGUCGCGGUCCAAGGCAGACCCAAGCCGCAACCGUGAUCCCAGUGCCUUUGAGGCGCCUCCUCCGAUGCCUAGCCUCCCUCCGAUUUACAAACCUCAACCAUCACAAUCCUAUGCGUCAUCUAAUGUUUCAAACGCGACGUACUAUGGAAACGAAGGAGGCUACAAAACCGUUGCGUCAAGCAAUGCGUAUUACUCCCCAGCAGGCUAUCCGGAUGUAAAGAAUGGACCGCAUGAUCCAGAGGCCACCGACACCCCCAUUGUGGGCGGUCUCAAGCACUACCGAGAGCUUUUGGAGCGGGAAGAGCGGGAGCGUUGGGAAUCCGAAAAACAACGGAAGCGAUCUAAACGCCGUUCGCGGUCUGUUGGCGAUUUCGCCAACUAUCGGACGGGCGACGAGCUUUGCGCUGAACCCGUCAUCAUGACGCAGUCUCCAUACCAAGAGCCACAAACUCGGACAUCAAGCAAAACCAAAACCCACAAAAGACACGUCGAGGCAGCCCCAGAAUCUCGAACCAGUCAACGUAGCCGUCGUGACCUGGCGGCCCCUCAGCCUCUCCAGCUUGAGAAGAGCAAUGGGAAGACUGAGAUCAAGAACACGUUCUCCAAAACUCUCGACGAAAACACUCUUGGCCUUUCCGCCCACAACCAGGACCAGCAUUUUCACCAGCGUGAGGCCAAAGUCUCUGCUGCCAACGCCCAGCCGUUGCCUUACGGCCAAUAUUACGUUUCCGCCACGGACCCCCACUCCAACCUAUAUGCUCAGCAAAACCCCUAUGCAAACCCGAUAUAUAACCCAAUGAUGGCCGCCAGCUCGGCAUCAUUGUACUAUGCCCAGCCGCGCUAUUAUGGCGAAAAUGCGCCGCCUAUGCCGCAGGUUCCAGUCGAGUAUCGUCAGAAGCGGCGGGGCUUCUUCAAGCGUCUUGUUGACAAAGCCUUCUGA